UUGAGUUGUGCAAUGAAAAGGGAUAAGAUCACAACAAAAUAAACUGAACCUUAGAUCAAGUCUCCCCACUUCACCUUCAAUUAUUUGUACUUGCAAUUGUUUUCCAACAUCUUUUCCUCUGUUUUCUCUCGCCUAUUGAGCUUCUGUUCCCAUUCCUGAUGUGGGAUUCGCGUAUGCUGCUUGAGGGAGUGAUAAAGUUUCGAUCUUGGAGAUGUUUGAAUAAAUGACUCAAUGAGUUUGCUCAUCUGAAGAGAGAGAGAGAUGGGAUCUGGGAAUGGGUAUUUUGAAGGAACGACAGAGUUUAGUUUGGACCCAAAAUGGUUGGUGGAUCCGAAGCUUCUAUUGGUUGGCCCGAAGAUUGGAGAAGGCGCCCACGCCAAAGUCUACGAGGGAAAAUACAAGAACAAGAUUGUUGCUAUCAAAAUCGUGCAUAGAGGAGAGACGCCGGAGGAGAUUGCGAAGAGGGAGGGGAGAUUCGAUAGAGAAGUUGCAAUGCUGUCCAAAGUGAUGCACAAGAACUUGGUUAAGUUCAUUGGAGCUUGUAAGGAGCCGGUUAUGGUUGUAGUAACCGAGCUUAUGCUUGGCGGGACAUUGAGGAAGUAUUUGCUGAACCUACGGCCUCGGUGUCUGGAUACGCGGGUUGCCAUUGGAUUCGCCCUCGACAUAGCUCGUGCAAUGGAAUGCUUGCAUUCUCACGGAAUCAUACACCGCGACUUGAAGCCCGAGAACUUGCUCUUGACAGAGGACCACAAAACCAUCAAACUUGCAGAUUUUGGGUUGGCGCGAGAAGAGUCAUUGACGGAGAUGAUGACUGCUGAGACUGGAACAUAUCGCUGGAUGGCGCCAGAGCUUUAUAGUACAGUGACGCUUAGACAGGGGGAAAAGAAACACUAUAACAACAAGGUUGACGCAUAUAGUUUUGCCAUCGUGCUGUGGGAGCUUAUACUUAACAAACUACCAUUCGAAGGCAUGUCGAACUUGCAAGCCGCCUAUGCAGCUGCUUUCAAGAACACAAGGCCGAGCGCGGAAGAUCUCCCACAUGACUUGGCCUUAACCGUGACUUCAUGUUGGAAGGAGGACCCGAACGACCGGCCCAACUUCACUCAGAUAACACACAUGCUCCUGCAUUAUCUGUCCACGAUCUCACCUCCCGAGCGCACCAUCCCACUGCGGAUCUUCGCCUCUGAGAACGCCGUCUUCCACCCAGAGUCUCCGGGCACAAGCUCGUUGAUGGCCAAGAGAGACGACAACUGCGACACCCCAAAAACACUAGUGCAAAACAAGCCAAGAGGGUUUUUCUUCUGCUUUAAUCAGUGCUACUGAAAGGUAAAAUUCAAGCAGGACGGAAACUUUGAUAUGCUGCAGGAGACGGAGAAGGGAGACGGGGAUCGAGUGUGACUGUGAGUGUACAUUGUGGAGUUUGGGGCUGCUGUGAUGUAUUGUAGGUGUAAAAUAAGGUGCAUCCAAAGGCCUUUUGUCUCCAUU
Messenger RNA from Salvia hispanica, 1485 nucleotides. Its product is annotated as serine/threonine-protein kinase STY13-like. NCBI's taxonomy places the organism in Eukaryota, Viridiplantae, Streptophyta, Magnoliopsida, Lamiales, Lamiaceae. Gene Ontology annotation, cellular component: cytoplasm. Gene Ontology annotation, molecular function: ATP binding; protein kinase activity. Gene Ontology annotation, biological process: signal transduction; protein phosphorylation. The record is from RefSeq and is a predicted model, not a curated record.